AUGGCGGACAAGCCGGAAGUACCUCAAGCCGCACCCGCGCUUGGAGCUGCUGCCCAAGGCGAGAUCGUUACCGUCUUCAUCGGUCCCAAAAAGAAACGCUACAUUGUCCACAAAGACGUCAUAUGCUAUCAUUCGGAGUACUUCCGAGCCGCUUUCAAUGGACGCUGGAAAGAGUUUGAGGAAGGCGUAACACUGGAAGACGUCGAAGUCAAGGUGUUCAACCUUUUCGUGCACUGGCUCUACGCGAAAAAGCUACCGACAGGCUCGAAGUCACUCCUGGAGAUCGCAGUACCAGAUGCCACAUGCGGUAAUUCCCUUCCUGAACGGAAGAGUGCCUCCAAGCUUCUCUUAAUGGCUUCCGUCUUCGGUGAUCGAUUUCUUGCACCGGUGUUCCAUCGUCUUGCACACAAUACAUUCGUGAACAGAUUUGUUGUGGAAUCCGGCGACCACAGUAGCUUGGCGUACGAGGUAGUUAUCUGGAUCUACGACAAUUUACCGAAAGGUAGCCCACUUAUCGAUCUGGCAGUCGAGCUGCAGUGCGUUAUAUGGGAGAUCGAGGACGAUGACGAGGAAGAGAAGCUGCUAUGGCCGCAAUUACCGCAGGAGUUCCUUCUAGCUGUCAUGCUCAGGCAAGAUGAGCUGAAGGGACAAGAGUGCACAGACAUAAAGCUGAACGCGUGCGACUAUCAUCUUCAUGCAUCUGAAAAGGAGAAGAAGGCUUGCCAACAAAAUGCAAAGAAAUAA
Molecule: messenger RNA, 744 nt
Organism: Alternaria rosae
Lineage: Eukaryota; Fungi; Ascomycota; Dothideomycetes; Pleosporales; Pleosporaceae
Exons: 2
Coding region: 1-744 (247 amino acids)
Molecular function (GO): protein binding
Source: RefSeq, a predicted model, not a curated record